Messenger RNA from Spirodela intermedia, 2397 nucleotides. Lineage: Eukaryota; Viridiplantae; Streptophyta; Magnoliopsida; Alismatales; Araceae. The record is from the annotation of a GenBank genome assembly.
AUGUGCAGCCUUUAUGCAGCUGACGUAUAUACGAAUCUACGUGCGGCAGAGGUUUGUUUAUUCAUUGUGUAAAUUGCAGCUGCUUUUCUGUAUUUUUGUGCUCGUAGUUUUUCCUGAAAGAAGAUUACGACAAUUUUCCCCCUGGAAACACAACAAAUUUUCUUUACUUUCUUAUGUUUGACGUUCCUCAUUCCGUGGUUUCUCUGGAGUUGAUGCAUGAACUUGUCACCUAAAACUAUAUGUUGUUCAACCCAUUCAUUGUCAUCUGAAACUGCUGAAUGUAUUAUACAGACAGUCCGAGAACAUUUUCGGAAUCUAUAUCACAUUCUGGCCAAUGUGCCUCUGGACAUAUUUGAUCCAACUUAUUUCUGCAAAUAACUUUGGGUUAUUGAAACGGUCACUGCUGAUAUGAGUUACUUCUCCCUCUCUUUAAAAUUAUCUGGCCUCUAAUUAUUCUUUUUCUGUAUGCAGCUUAUUAGGAGACCACUGUGUAAUUUCAUGGAAACACGACAGCGAGAUAUCACUCAAAGCAUGCGAGGGAUUCUGAUUGAUUGGCUAGUUGAGGUUUAUUAAGCAUACUCACAUUAUGUUCACUGAGAGUUUGUCAUCUUAUAUUGCAUUUUUCAAAGAUCACAGACUUCUCCCCAAGUUUUUCUUGUGUAGAUUGCAUAGGACCAACGUAGAUUGUAACCAGAAGGUAGAUAGAUGUUCAAAUCUCAUUUCAUAUUUCUAAACCAAAUCAUCGCAACCUGUCAAAUCGACACGGAUUUUCUUUUUGUUCAUGACUACAAAAAGAAAAGGCUCAUGAUUUCAGGGUUUGCUGCAUGUAUCUCUGUUCUUCUGCCUAAAUAGCAAGUAAUCUAGCGAUGUUCUAUGAACCCAUUUGCGACGAACAGCGCUGAUCCACAGGGUUCCUGCUAGUUGCAUCCUCUCAUUUCGAUCGCCUGCAUUCAUGCAUCGAAAAGGGAUAUGAACAAUGCUUGAAUGUAUUUUUUUUACGUGCAUGGCAUUACUACGUUUGGUUAACAGCCCUCUUAUUUUCAGGUUUCAGAGGAAUAUAAACUCGUUCCGGAUACACUUUACCUUACGGUUUACAUUAUCGACCGGUUUCUCUCCGACAAUUGCAUUGAAAGACAAAAGCUUCAGCUACUUGGCAUAACCUGCAUGUUGAUUGCCUCGUAAGAUUUUCCACGAAGCUGAUUUUCUCUCAUCACGAUUAAAAAUCUAUGUGGAUGCUUUCACCUUCGUCUUAUCUGGAGAUUAGAGACACAAUAUCGACAAUUUCACUGGGUUUUUUCUUUUUAAUUCAUUAAUGCCAUUUUGUUUAUUCGGCAGAAAGUAUGAAGAGAUCUGUGCUCCCCGCGUAGAAGAGUUCUGCUUCAUCACGGACAAUACCUACAGCAGGGGAGACGUACGCCGGCCGUUAUUUUCUUGAUUUUUUUUAAUGUUAAUGAUUUUAUAAUCGCAUUAUAUAUCAUAGUCAAAUUAUUUACUGAACUUUGGAAAGGUUGUGAUAUUUUUUGGCUGAUUUCGCCAGGUUCUCAAGAUGGAGAGCCGAGUUCUGAACCACUUGAACUUUCGGCUCUCUGUGCCGACCGUGAAGACGUUUUUAAGGUACGCCGAUUCAUCUCCGAGUUUCGUCUCGAGAAUUAUCGUGGCUCUGACGAGAUGAAAUCUUUCGCCGCGCAGGAGGUUCCUACGGGCGGCGCAGGCAUCAUACGAGGUUUUUUUUUAUUUUUUUUUAUUUAAUUUUAUUUCGUCAAGUUCGUGAUGGUUAAUCUUGACCCACGAGCUUCCAUCCUUGUGGGUCAACGAUGAUGAGCAGAGAUUCCAUUCCUCCCAAUCCCCCCCCGCGCAGGCUCCGAGUCUCGCCCUGGAGUUCCUGGCCAACUACCUGGCGGAGCUCACCUUGGUCGAGUACAGCUUCCUCAGGUUCCUCCCCUCGCUGAUCGCCGCCGCCGCCGUCUUCCUCGCCAGAUGGACCCUCGACGAGUCAACCCCUCCCUGGGUCUCUCUCUUUUUCCCCUCUCUUUCUCUCUCUAGAUUAGAUUAUUGAUUAGAUCAGAUUCUCAGUGGGAAGAUGCUUUUCCUCUUCUGUGGAACAGAACCCCACCUUGGAGCACUACACCCGGUACAGAUUCUCGGACUUGGAGGCGGUGGCGCUCGAGAUGCAGGAGCUCCAGACGAAUGCCAAUAGCUCCCCUCUCCACGCCAUCCGCCAAAAGUACAGUCAACUCAAGGUAAACCUUCUUCGUCUUCGUCUUCCUCUUCUUCUUCGCUGGAAUGGAAUGGAAUGGCUACUUAGAAUGAGCAAUCUCCUUCCUUUUGUCGUGCCGGCAGUUCAAGUCCGUAGCUACCGUGUCCCCCCGGAGACUGCGCCUGGCGGCGUUUCUAUGA